Messenger RNA from Penicillium pulvis, 2481 nucleotides. RefSeq lists its product as uncharacterized. NCBI's taxonomy places the organism in Eukaryota, Fungi, Ascomycota, Eurotiomycetes, Eurotiales, Aspergillaceae. The transcript has 3 exons. The record is from RefSeq and is a predicted model, not a curated record. The coding region runs from base 1 to 2481 and encodes 826 amino acids.
AUGCCCUCCCUCACUCUAACCGACCCGGACAUGAUCCUGCCGUAUGACGGUAGCGAGCGCGAAUCUUCUACUCCCUCCCCGCCCUCCCAGCUCGUCUACCUAUCGAAUCUGAAUGCCCGGUACAACUCGUCAGACCCCCAUGCCGGCUCCAGUGUAGGCAGCUCUGGCAACCGGGCCAAGAAGAAUUUUUCGCGCAAUGCCUGGACCCACGAGGACGUCACUCCCAACCCCAGACGCUUGUCUGAUAUCGGAGAGGAGCUGUCGCCUGCGCGUUUGGGAGGGUUUGAUGAGGAGGAGACGGGUCAGGAUCAGGGGUUGGUGGAUAUGGUAGCUACUGACGCGAAGGAUAAUGCGUGGAGUAGUUCCAGCUCCACGGUUAGUGCGGGGAGUACACGUCCGCGAGAGGUGAACUCACCAGCGACUGUUCGCGAGGUGUCGCCUGUUCAGAACGAGAAUGCGAUCGGCAUGUCCAGUGCUGAGAAUGAGGAGGUUAAGAAGGUGCUGUCGCCCGAAAGUGGUGCCAAUUUGUCGGGUAGUCCUAUUGCCAUUGCCACGGCUGCUGCUACGGGCAAAGGUCCUGGAGAGGAUUACGCCACGGCAAUCUUGAGUAGCGAAGCGGAGAGGAUUCUGGAGAAUGCAAAGAAACGGUUGACGCUCAUGGAAGGCAAUUUGAAUCGCGCUCGUUCUACUACGCGCCUUACACCGUCGCCGUCACCCUCGGCGCCUGGGAAUAUUCAGCCUCUGGGCGCGCAUAAGCCAGCUGGUGGACUUUAUCAGUCAAUUUCUCGAGCUGAUCGCAGGCCCUCCACGCUGCGACGGCAGUCGUUCGUGUCCUCGCAGGACUCGUCUACUAACAGACAUUCGCGGGUGCACAGCGACACGAACUUUCCCCCUGAGUCGAGUCUGUCAAAUGAUAAGAAGCAAUUAUCGCGCUCCGUCAGUGCUAUGGGCGCCAGUACCUCGUCAUUCCACCAUGAUGAGCGCUCAUUCCAAUAUGAGCCUACUCGCGCAUAUUUAACGCACCGGUCGUCGAUCUCAUCUAUCAAACCGCCUUAUUCAGAGUCGCCGCAACCUGCAGACUCGCCGCGGCUUAUAGAAUCCCCCGUGCCUGAAGAGAGUAGCCCAACGGACUCGCCAACGGGACUGGGCAUCUCGGCAGAUAACGAGUCAAACUCCAGCCCAGGAGAUUUCAGUCCUGUUUAUAGUACUGUCGGCCCACAAAGCCGUGCGCAGUCUCAGCUGCAGGUGCGCGACUUGCAAUACCAAAUGAAAGGCCUUCACAUCAAGAUCUCAUCUCUCAAGGUUCGGACCCAGGAGGACAAUAUGCGUCGCCGAAGUCUGCAAAGCUUACGUACGCCGAGUCCGUUGACGCAAGCCGAUGCCUGGUAUGCUAAUGCCCUCGAAAUGAGAGAGGGACAAAGCAGUCGUGGAUCAAAUGGCCGACGCGAUGUAAGCUCAGAGUAUGCUCGCGAGGCUCGUUCCUCUAACGAGCAAUUGGACGCAGUCAAGCGAUCUGAGCGGACUGAGGAAAGCCCCAUAGACCAUAAUCGCACGAGCCUUUCUCAGGCUCCAGAUGCCUGGCCUAGUUCAGGAACUGGAACUUACGGCGACGGACGACAGUCCGUUGCUGAGAGUCUGUACGAAGAUGCCGAGGAAGGGGACUUUGAGGAUGGUGAUAUCGACCGUGAGGCGUUGGACGAAAUCCUGCGGGAGCCGCUUGAUGAAGACCUCCAGAGCCUUGACGAUUUCCCUGGUGUUGAUACCCGACCCCACGAAGAGCGUGAAGAUGCAUUUGACUAUGAACACUUCAUUCUCCACAGUGCCCUUGGCAACUACUCCCGCCAGGUGCGGCGUCCAAGCCAAAGCUCUCGUGGUUCAGUCGAGACGACGCGGCCCAGUCGGUCGGUGCGACACUCACGCACCAACAGUUCCAUGUCCGUCUCGACAGUUGCCACGUUUGCGACAGCCAACGAGGGAGACAUCCCAGAAGAGGAAGAGGAUGAUUUGUUAUAUUGGGACCGGAAGUUCAACCAUGAACUGCGACAUCGCCAUUCACAAAGCCGCCAGGCUCAACACAUCAAUACUGAUCGUUCUGAAACUCCCCGAGGUGUUCGGGACGACCCAGAUGGCUCUGCCACUCCCGUUGAAGAACAGCUGACCCCACGUCGCGUGGACGUGACUGGUCGUUCCUCAUCUGCUACCACCGGCUCCGCGACCCCAACUUCUCUCGUGUCGUCUCUCGUUUCAACUGUGCGGGCAGCUUCCAGUCCGCACCCAGGCUCCGUGACUCCAACCUCGGCUGGCGGCAUCAAUGAUGAUGAUACCCAGAUGCUAGAGCAACUGUUUUCGAGUCUGGGCAACGUCUGCAUGGAUCUCCAGGCGAUCACGACCUCUCCAGAUCCCGACUUGAAGGCCGCUCGAGUCCUUCGACGACGACUGGAUGCUGCACGGAGAGUGUUGGACGGAGAACUGGAUACCUAA